This is a messenger RNA of Guillardia theta CCMP2712, 1782 nucleotides long. RefSeq lists its product as hypothetical. Bases 1 to 1782 code for a protein of 593 amino acids. The record is from RefSeq and is a predicted model, not a curated record. NCBI's taxonomy places the organism in Eukaryota, Cryptophyceae, Pyrenomonadales, Geminigeraceae. The transcript has 16 exons. Gene Ontology annotation, molecular function: fatty-acyl-CoA binding; protein binding.
AUGACGGAGCGGGCGGUGAUAGACUUGAAGCCGGAGGAUCUUGUUCAGGACGCCGACGCCUCCGUGCUAUCAACGAUCCAGUAUCCUCACAAGUUUGAGCUGGCAGCUAAGUUCUACGAGCGCUCCUCCGAUGUCCUGACGUCCCUGCAUGUGGACGACCAGCUCCUUCUCUACAGCUUGCAUCAGCAAGCAAGUGUUGGACCCUGCAAUACCCCCAGCCCGCACCUGACCAGCAAGAUGGAGGCAAUGUUUCUCUUCGUGCGAACUCUCGAGGAGGUUUGUCCCAAGUGGCUGAUGUGGAAAGGGAUACAAGCGGAAGUGAAAGCGGCACUCGACGGCGAGGGAGGGGAGCAGGCGGCGGAUGCGCUACAGUCGCCAUCCAGCAGGAGAAUGGAGGCGAUCCCUCGUCCUGAAGGAGAGCUCACGGCUUACCGGACGUGGAUAGGGGGGCUGACCACUGGGACUCCUCCCUCCCCCAGAUACCAGCACUCCUGUACCGUCGUCGGCAAGUACAUGAUUGUCUUUGGAGGGCACGGGACUUGCUUCUUGGCCGACACACACGUCCUCGACCUUGAGAGCAUGACCUGGAUGUCCUAUGACGUCGAAAACUCUCCAAGCCCGCGAGCAGGGCAUAGCGCGACGCUCCUCGACGAGGAGCAUGUGCUUGUUCUUGGCGGUCAUGGAGGCAACGGGAAGUUCAAUGAGAUUCACAUCCUGCAAGUGGAGCAUGGGAUCAACACGAUGCUCAAGAAGUCGGAGAGACCGAUCCUCACCUGGACGAGGCAGGAGAUUUCAGGUCCUUACCCGAUUAACCGAGGAAGCCACUGUGCAGCAGAGCACCAGGGUAGCGUCUACUUGUUUGGAGGAGAGUCGGACGAGCGAGAGUGUCUGGAUGACUUCUGGCGCCUCGACCUCGCCCAGCAGACAUGGGAAAGAUGUCCUAUCGAGGGCUGCCCUUCCAAGAGGAUGGACGCGAGUAUGGUGAGGAUCGGAAACCAUCUCGUCGUCUUCGGGGGAGCGAACGCGCAGACGCAGCUUGCGGAUGUGUUUGUCUUCGACGUUCCUGACAAGAGGUGGAGAAAGGUUUCUCCCAUCGAGGGUCCUCCUCCUGAGCCUCGUGCUGGACAUGCCUGCGUCCUACACGGAGGAAGGAUGAUCGUCAUGGGAGGAGGAAACGGAGCGCAGGGCCUUCUGGGGAUGCACAUCUUCGACCUCGAGACAGAGGAUGGGGAGGUCAAGGGGAGCUGGAGUAUACUGCGGGCAGGAUACGCACACAGCACGAGCUGCCUGACGGUGGCAAGGGAGGGGGCAGCGUGCGUGAUGCACGACUCGAAGCUUUUCCUCUUUGGAGGCUUCAACGGCAGGUACCUCAACGACGUCAUGAUGCUCCGGCUGGAGAGAGACGCAGACUGGGCGCUGAGGGUCCAGGACGGGUCGGUGGAGGAGCUGAGGGACGCGUGCAGACUCUUGAGGGAGGACCUUGCAAGGGAGCAGAAGGAGAAGGAGAAUUUCAAGCAGGAGCUGAACCGGCUGCGGACCGAGCAUGCGACGGUCCGCGCGAUGUUGGCGCAGCUGGAGAAGAUGUACUACAACUCGCCUGCAGCCACGGGCAACCCCACCCCAUCUGCUGCCCUGCGAGGAAGCCAUCACAGCGAAGGAUGGCUGGUGCAUGCGAUGCGAAUCUUGACGUCGAGUUGGAUGGGAAUGCUCUGGGGGAGCAAGGAGGAAGCAAGGAUUCAUCCUGACAACGAAAACCAGGAAUCACCUCUGGAGGUAGCUUGA